This is a messenger RNA of Nothobranchius furzeri (turquoise killifish), 3938 nucleotides long. It is a transcript of the gene top3a, whose product is annotated as DNA topoisomerase III alpha. Gene Ontology annotation, cellular component: nucleus; chromosome. Lineage: Eukaryota; Metazoa; Chordata; Actinopteri; Cyprinodontiformes; Nothobranchiidae. Gene Ontology annotation, molecular function: DNA binding; zinc ion binding; DNA topoisomerase type I (single strand cut, ATP-independent) activity. Gene Ontology annotation, biological process: DNA topological change. The record is from RefSeq and is a predicted model, not a curated record.
GCAGCCUUGACACACGGGCGCGGAAUUUGUAAACAAAGCUAACAGCACCCCUUCUGUGGAGAUAUUACUUGAAUGUUUUAUAAUCAGAAAGUGGCAUGGCUUUCGUUAUCUCCGUCAGCUAACAUGCUAACAGCGGGGCAGUUGCCGGAAGGAGAAGCUGCUUCUGGGAAGAGCUGCGCAGCAUGCUGAUACUGCACCUCCUCGGGAGAUUCUCGGUUAGUUCGGGACUACCGUGGAUAAAACUCCAGAAAAGGUUUUUCUGGGGGACAGAGAUCCGCCGGUGCUCAGACACGCCGCAGGGGGCAGACAUGAUCCGGAACCGGACUCAAAUCAAGCGGGUCCUCUGUGUGGCCGAGAAGAACGAUGCAGCCAAAGGGAUCUCCGAGAUCAUGUCAAACGGCAGAGCCAGAAGGAGGGAAGGAAUGUCAAAAUUUAAUAAAAUAUACGAGUUUGAGCAUCAUCUCUUCGGUCAGAACGUGACGGUAACCAUGACAUCAGUGUCGGGUCAUCUACUUGGUUUGGAGUUUAAAGCACCGUUCCAGAAAUGGCACAGCUGCAAUCCUUUCCUGCUGUUUGACGCAGAGGUGGAGAAGUAUUGUCCAGAUAACAUGAUUCAGAUAAAGCGGACUCUAGAGAAGGAAGUGAGGCAGUGUCAGGUCUUGAUCAUCUGGACUGAUUGUGACAGGGAGGGAGAAAACAUUGGCUUUGAAAUUAUUGAUGUUUGCAAAGCAGUGAAACCUAAUUUGCAAGUCUUUCGGGCAAAGUUUUCUGAGAUCACUCCCAACUCCAUUCAGAGAGCUUGUGAGACCUUAACAGAGCCCGAUUCUAACGUGAGUGAUGCCGUUGAUGUCCGCCAGGAGCUGGACCUACGGAUUGGAGCCUCCUUCACGCGUUUCCAGACGCUUCGCCUGCAGAAGAUCUUCCCAGAGUCCCUGGCUAAUCAGCUGAUCUCGUACGGCAGCUGUCAGUUUCCCACUCUGGGUUUUGUGGUGGAGCGCUUCAAAGCCAUUCAAGCCUUCAUUCCUGAAACCUUUUACAAAAUCAAAGUGCUGCAUGAGGUAGACGAAGACUGUGUGGAGUUCAACUGGAAGAGGAACCGUCUCUUCAAUCACACGGCCUGCUUGGUGCUCUACCAGAUCUGCAUGGAGGAUCCCAUAGCAACAGUCACCUCAGUAACGUCCAAACCCAAGAGCAAGUGGAGACCGCUGCCUUUGGACACUGUGGAACUGGAGAAACUUGCAUCCAGGAAGCUCCGAAUAAACGCUAAAGAAACCAUGAAGAUAGCAGAGAAGCUCUACACCCAGGGGUUUAUCAGCUAUCCUCGCACAGAGACAAAUAUUUUCCCAGCCACCCUGGCCCUCACGCCUCUGGUGGAGCUACAGACUCAGAGCCAAGAGUGGGGGACAUUUGCUCAGAGAGUGCUGGCCCAGCCGGGAGGUCCCAACCCACGGCAGGGCAAAAAGUCAGACCAGGCCCACCCUCCCAUACACCCCACCAAGUACAGCAGCGCACUGCAGGGUAACGAAGCACGAGUGUACGAGUUCAUCGCUCGACACUUCCUGGCCUGCGUGUCCCAGGAUGCUAUGGGCCAGGAGACGGUGGUGGACAUAGACAUCGCUCAAGAGAAGUUCUCCACGUCAGGACUCAUGAUCAUUGCGAGGAAUUAUCUGGAUGUUUACCCGUACGACAGGUGGAGCACCAAGGUGAUCCCAGUUUAUGAGCAAGGCUCCCAGUUCCAGCCCUCUGCCAUUGAGAUGGUGGACGGACAGACAAGUCCACCACAGCUGCUCACUGAAUCUGACCUCAUAUCGCUGAUGGAGAGGCAUGGCAUUGGCACGGAUGCUACACACGCAGAGCACAUCGAGACUAUUAAGAGCCGCAUGUAUGUGGGACUGACAGCAGACCAGAGGUUUCUACCUGGAGAACUGGGCAUGGGACUAGUGGAAGGUUAUAACUCCAUGGGCUACGAGAUGUCCAAGCCAAACCUGCGAUCGGAGCUGGAGGCCGACCUGAAGCUGGUUUCAGAGGGAAGGAAGGACAAGCGGAGCGUACUUCAGCAGCACAUCCAGAAAUACAAAACCGUCUUCAUUGAGUCUGUCAGGAAGGCUAAAAAGUUAGAUGAAGCCCUGGUUCCCUACCUGGGUGCAGCUCAGGAGAUCAGCGAAGCAGAGCAGCAGGACAUGGAGAUCCCGCUGCCGGUGAGGAAGUGUCCUAGCUGUGGUCGAGACAUGGUGCUGAAAAAGAAGAGGGAGGGAAACAGCAGGUACCUGUCCUGUGUGGGGUACCCAUCCUGUAGGACAGCGGUUUGGUUCCCUGACAUGGUGCUCGAGGUCAACUGGGAUGAAAGCGUUUGUCCAACAUGUCAGCCGAGCCCCGUUCACAUGUUAAAGUUUAAGUUCCGCAGAGGCAGCCUGCCUCCCAUGAUGCCUCUGGAGUUUGUCGGCUGUAUCGGUGGUUGUGACGAGACUCUUAGAGAGGUUCUGGAUCUCAGAUAUCUCAGAACUGGAGGAGGAGGAGGUGAAGGAGGAGGAAAUGACCCUCCACCCCCAAGGCCUCCUAGACCUCCUAGACCAGAGCAACCUAGAACUUCCAAUCCUCAACCCUCCUUUCCUCCCGUCCCCUCCUGGACUCCACAACCAAGACCUCCACCAGGUGGCCGCAGUGCGAUCAUGGACCCUAGUAGUGAUGCAAUCGUGUGCAACUGUAGUCAGGAAGCAGUCCUCCUUACGGUACGCAAAGAGGGGCCCAAUCAAGGUCGCCAAUUCUACAAGUGCAACUCUGGCAACUGCAACUUCUUCCUGUGGGCCGAUCAGCCCGGUCAGCAGGGGCCGCAGACGAGUCGGGGGCCUUUACAGUCGGCACAGGGGAAUCCCCAGUCUCAGAGGCCCCCUCUGGGGUUUGGAAACACAUGCAGAGGAGGCAGAGGGCAGGAGGGGGGCUCAGCAGGACGCGUGGGACAAACGAUGUGCAACUGUAACGAGAUGGCGGUGACGCGUACGGUGCAGAAGGACGGGCCGAACAAGGGACGCAUGUUCCACACCUGUGGGAAACCACGAGAGCAGCAGUGUGGCUUCUUCCAGUGGGCCGAUGAAAACGUUCUCCCAACAGGAGGGUUUGAUGGUGGAUUUAAUACCUCUGGAGUUGGAGAGAAGAAGGGGAGGAAGCCGAGGGGAGACGGACCCCCCGCUGUGAAGAAGCCUCGCUCCUGCAGCAUCUGCCACGUCCCAGGACACACCCGGGCCACCUGUCCUCAGCGGUGACACCUGUCCGACACUCGACCUGACAGGAGGAGUUCUCCUUCAACCACCUACGCUUCCUGUAAACGAAAACCAAAAGCUCCAAAGAUAACGUUUUACUUUUGGCUGCUGUGUGACAACAGGAGGAGCGCCAAGAGCAGUUCUACUUUCACUUUUCACUUUUCUGCCUCACUUUUGCUGAGUAACGUUUCAAGAUGAGCGGCUCGUUUCUGGAUGGAAAGUGUUUAGUCCUAAACUAUAAAAGAUGUUUUUUUUUGGUUUUACAAAAACUGGAGAACGAGGCACUGAUUUAUUGCUGGGUUUCAAACGUAAAACUUUCAGACAUUUGCAUAACUUGAACCAAAAGAAAGGUUUUUUAUGGUCGUUUUGCUGCUGAAGGAGAAAGGAAAUGUGGAAGCACAGGAAGCAGCAACACAUCACACAACGAGGUGAUGAACUCCUUUUAAACCCGAAGGUGUUUGUCGCCACAGUGAAGCUGAAAACUUCUGCGGUUCGUUGGGAAUUUGCUCCUCUUGUGUUUAAACGAGGUCAGGUUGUGACUUUCAACACGUAAUUAGUUUUAAACUUGAUUAUUUCCACCAUAAAGCAGACGGGUAUUAUUAUUAUUAUUGUUAAUAUGAAGGCAAAUUUAAAAAUGUUCCUUUUUUGUCUUAAAACAUAAAAGUUGAAUAUUUGCCAUCU